CGGGUUUUGGGACAUCAAGAAAGUUAACUCGGACGUAAGUCAACUAGACUACAACAUAACUUUUCCUAGAGGAUCCUCCUGGAGCAGAGAAGUGUUUGACUUUUGAUUUCACUGUAAGGUUGUGCAGCAGCCAGUGAAAGAAGUAGUUGACAUCAUGGCGCUAAUGAUUCUGCCAUUCAUUGGAUCGGUGUCUGUAUCUGAGAGUUUGGUGGCCAUGACAACCGUGUGUCUGGUCUACCUGAUCCUCAGGUUUUUCAGAACUGAGAUUCCUGAAGGGCUCCAACGCCUGCCUGGACCAAAACCUUUCCCUAUCAUUGGGAACGUGUUGGAGAUGGGUAGCAAGCCUUACCUGAGUCUCAGCGAGAUGAGCAAGCGCUACGGUGACGUCUUUCAGAUCCAGAUAGGCAUGCGUCCCGUGGUCGUGCUGAGUGGUGCGGAAACGACUCGACAGGCUCUCGUCAAGCAAGGGGAAGAGUUCGCAGGCCGGCCUGAUCUGUACAGCUUCCAGUUCAUCAAUGAUGGUAAGAGUCUGGCCUUCAGCACAGACCAGGCUGGAGUGUGGCGUGCCCGUAGGAAGCUGGCCUACAGUGCUCUGCGCUCCUUCGCCACCCUGGAGGGCACCACCCCUGAGCAUUCCUGCAUGCUGGAGGAACAUGUCUGCAAAGAGGGAGAGUACCUGGUCAAACAGCUCAACACAGUCAUGAAAGCUGACGGGAGCUUCGAUCCUUUCAGACACAUUGUGGUCUCUGUUGCGAAUGUGAUCUGUGGGAUGUGCUUCGGCCGGCGUUAUGACCACGAUGACCAGGAGCUGCUCAGCUUUGUUAACCUCAGUGACGAGUUUGGCCAGGUGGUGGGAAGUGGCAAUCUUGCAGACUUCAUCCCUCUCCUUAGAUUUCUGCCAAGUGCAACAAUGAAGAAGUUUCUGGACAUCAAUGAUCGCUUCAAUAUGUUUGUGCAAAAGAUCGUCACCGAUCACUACACCACUUUUGACAAGGACAACAUCCGGGACAUCACAGACUUGCUCAUCGAUCACUGUGAGGACAGGAAGCUCGACGAGAACUCCAACGUCCAGAUGUCCGAUGAGAAGAUUGUAGGAAUUGUCAAUGAUCUGUUUGGAGCUGGUUUUGACACCAUCUCUACUGCGCUGUCAUGGUCUGUGAUGUACUUAGUGGCAUAUCCAGAGGUACAGGAGAGGCUCUACCAAGAAAUCAAGGAUGAAGUGGGUCUUGAUCGCACUCCUCUUCUCGCUGAUAAACCAAGGCUACCGUACUUGGAGGCCUUCAUCCUGGAGCUCUUACGCCACUCUUCAUUCCUCCCAUUCACCAUCCCUCACUGCACGACAAAAGACACAUCUCUGAAUGGCUACUUCAUUCCCAAAGACACCUGCGUCUUCAUCAACCAGUGGCAGGUCAACCACGAUGCUGAGAUGUGGAAAGAUCCGACUGCCUUCGACCCUGAACGCUUCCUCAUCUCUGAUGGCACUGAAAUCAACAAGCUUGAGGGGGAGAAGGUGAUGGCUUUCGGCAUGGGAAAACGGCGCUGCAUUGGCGAGGUCAUUGCACGGCAUGAAGUCUUCCUCUUCUUGGCGAUCCUCAUCCAAAGGCUUCAGUUCUUCACCCUGCCUGGACAGCCUCUGGACAUGACCCCAGAGUACGGUCUCACAAUGAAGCACAAGCGCUGCCACCUGAGAGCAAUGAUGAGGUCAAGGGACGAGUAAUGAAGCUAAUCUUGAUGUUUAUUGUUGACUCAGUUUGUAUUACAGGUUGACGCUUACACUUUGUGAGUAACAGUCAUGUAAGGAGUCAGUGAAAGAAGCAUCUUUUUCUGAGAUUAAGGCACUGGAUGCCACAUUUAAGCUACAGAGCUUACGGCAUUAAAGCAAGUGAGUGAAUUUUGCUUGCAGCUGCUGCAAAUUGUCAGGGAUGUCCUGACUUGUAUGAACACAUCUCUGUCAUGUUUUUGGUUCUCACUGAGAUGUUUCUGCACAUGAUCUGUGCUUCUAAAUGAAGUAAGGAAGGAGUUGUAUGAUACUCAGUGACUAAGUUGUUCAAUUUUGGGACAAACAGUGUGUCUAAGUGCAUGGGCAUUACCAUUUAGACCCAAUAAUUCUUCUGUGACACUCUGGAAAGAACAAAUAUUACCUUUUGAUACCAUUUACUUGUAUAAGCUAAUUCAUUUUAUUCCAUUAUUAUGUGGAUGUAAGACACUGAAGCUAUAUUUGUAUCCCAAAAUGUGAUUUUGUAUGUAUAUCAAGUUCUUUGUAUUUUUUAAGUCAAUUCUGGUUGCAUAGCGUUUGUAUAUUUGAGGUGAAAUAGUUUUGCUUUGCAUCUAUAUGAAAUAUCAGGACACCAAAUGAGCUCUAGUGAUUUUUACAAAUAAGUUUGAAGGCUAUGUAAUGUAUUUCUGUCUAUGAUGUGUCAAUGAUUGUAUAAAAUGUCAAGGCAUGAGAUUUGAGUCUUUUCAAGCAACAACACAAAUAAAGGAUUAAAAUUA
Molecule: messenger RNA, 2493 nt
Organism: Cheilinus undulatus (humphead wrasse)
Lineage: Eukaryota; Metazoa; Chordata; Actinopteri; Labriformes; Labridae
Gene: cyp1a
Product: cytochrome P450 1A1
Exons: 7
Coding region: 155-1717 (520 amino acids)
Biological process (GO): hormone biosynthetic process; progesterone metabolic process
Molecular function (GO): oxidoreductase activity, acting on paired donors, with incorporation or reduction of molecular oxygen, reduced flavin or flavoprotein as one donor, and incorporation of one atom of oxygen; steroid 17-alpha-monooxygenase activity; iron ion binding
Source: RefSeq, a predicted model, not a curated record